This is a messenger RNA of Cryptosporidium ubiquitum, 1662 nucleotides long. RefSeq lists its product as uncharacterized. Bases 1 to 1662 code for a protein of 553 amino acids. The record is from RefSeq and is a predicted model, not a curated record. Lineage: Eukaryota; Apicomplexa; Conoidasida; Eucoccidiorida; Cryptosporidiidae. The transcript has a single exon.
AUGAGAGAAAAUAUUUCACAAAAAUUAUUAAUAAUUUAUUCUAUAACAAUACUGUUAUUUUUUAAUAAAAUACAAAAAAACUUUAUUUUAGGAAAAGAACUUGAAAAAUACAAAGAAAAAAGUAGUGAUAAUAAACUUGAUUUAUAUAACCAGGAUGAAGUCGACAGAAUGUCUGUAACCGAACAAGAACCACAUUUAGUUAGUUCAAUAGAUUCAAAAUUUAAAUUUACAGAUGCUCCCAAUAUCGGUGAAGAUCCAAGUAAAAACAGUGAUUCUUCAUCUGAUAAUAAAAACACAAAAAGCAGUGAUAGCAGUAGCAGUAGUGACGAAACUAGUACUGAUAGUGAUAGUAGCAGUGAAGACGAUAAUAGUAGUAGCAGUGAAGACGAUAGUAGUAGUGGCAGCAGUAGCAGUAGUGAAAAUGAUACUGACAGUAAUAAUGAGACAUCAAGUGAUUCAAGUCUUGAUGAAGAACCUAGUACAUCUAAACAAGUUGGGAAAAAAAGGAAAAAAUCAUAUGCAAAAAAAUCUGUUAGAGGAAUUAAAAAAUUAAAAAGAGAAAAGGAACUUUCUGAAACAGAGAAAUCUAAACUUAGAAAAUUUAUCUUAAAACAUCACUUAACAUUAUUAAUAGCUGAAAUUGAAAUUCGGUUGUUUAACUCAAAAAAUUUGGUCACUACAGAUUACUGGCUAGAAAAAAACCAACUUAAAUUGGAAAAGGAAUUCGUCUUUGAUAUUGUGAAUGCAAUUGAACGACAAGAAACUCAUUUUAGAGGCUUUAAAUCACUAAAUCUUGGAUAUUACUUUGAAAAAAUUAAUAGAAUAAAACGAAAUUUAGUUCCAAGUUGUAUUGGUAAUGAGAAGAGUGUUUUUAAUCAAAUGAAUAUAUUUAAACAAAAUACUAAAAAAAUAAAAUGUAGUGAAAUAAAGUUGAGCUUCGUAAUUAUUAAUUUGAUAUUUAAGCACAACCUAUUCUUUAAUUAUAAUAUGUUUUUACUAUAUUUACUGCUUUGCUCGUAUACUGAGCUAGAGGAUAUGGAAUUUCAUGAAUCUUUAAUUAUGGUAUUAAAAAACCAGCAUUAUUUGGGAGCUAAAAUUUCAGUUAUUGGAGGAGAAAGUUUUUCCGAAUUUCUUAAUUACACAAAAAAUUUUUUUGAUGAAUAUUCAAAUUUUAAAAUUCAAGGAAUGGAAAAAUAUCAACAACUAAGAUUCCCUUUAAAUUUUAAAUUGAUUAAUGUUGAAGAGUUUGGAUUAAAUCUUUGUCUUGUAUUAUUAGAGUUACAUAUUUUAAGUAAAAACGAACUUAGUGAUAGACAAGUUUUUCUUUUCUUUGGUUCGAGAUUCAAAUCAUCUCCUUUGGUUUUAUUAGCAAAUGAUAUUUACAAGCUUGCAAAACAAAAUACCUAUAUUACUACGGAUGUUGUAGCUUCCAUUCUGUUUGAUAAUAAUACAUUCAUUAGAAUACAAAAAAGGAUUUUAGAAUUACAUAACCUAGAUCUUAAAAAUUUGAAAAAUCAGUUCAAUUAUUGUUUUGAAAUUAAAGAAGGUUUUAAUGAACUUCUUGGAAUUCGCAGAAAUACUGAUAUUCAAGAAAAGAGUAUUAUAAAAACAAUUAAUCGUCAUAAAGUUAAAUUAAACUUAAAAUAUCCAUUUUUAAAUUAA